Molecule: messenger RNA, 732 nt
Organism: Perca flavescens (yellow perch)
Lineage: Eukaryota; Metazoa; Chordata; Actinopteri; Perciformes; Percidae
Gene: olig4
Product: oligodendrocyte transcription factor 4
Exons: 1
Coding region: 1-732 (243 amino acids)
Biological process (GO): positive regulation of transcription by RNA polymerase II; axon development; sensory organ development
Cellular component (GO): nucleus
Molecular function (GO): DNA-binding transcription factor activity, RNA polymerase II-specific; E-box binding; protein dimerization activity
Source: RefSeq, a predicted model, not a curated record
AUGGAUUCCGACUCUGGCUCCACCUGCAGCCGCUCCGUAUCCCCAGACCUGGUGGUGGACGACUCUCCCGGGAGCUUCUUCUCCAACAAGAUGUUCCAACAAUACUGCCAAGAAAACAGAGCAGACAGCGAGGCAGGCCAGGGCAGGACGGAGCGCUGCAGUGGGGGCGGUAAGACCAAGACCAGGUCUGAGCCUAACAACAACGAGGUGCAAGAUCUUAGACUAAAGGUCAACAGUCGGGAGAGGAAAAGGAUGCAUGAUCUGAACCAGGCGAUGGACAGCCUGAGAGAGGUUAUGCCCUAUGCUCAUGGACCUUCAGUCCGUAAGCUGUCAAAAAUCUCCACUUUGCUGUUGGCUCGCAACUACAUCCUCAUGCUGUCCAGCUCCUUGGACGAGAUGAAGAAGUUGGUGGGGGAUGUUUAUGGAGGCAGUGCUGCUGCCCAGAGCCGCACUGCUGCUCCCCACCUCCCUCUGCAUCCUCUGGCCCAGUCUCUGCACUCUCUGGUGGCCAGCACGCCUUCAGCUCUCCAGCAUCACUCACCUUCUCCAGCUACAGCCCUGCACUCCCCUCCAUCCGCCAGCUUCCUGGGUUUUCAUGCUCCAGUCCAGGGCCUUCUGAAGGACCCCCUCCACCUGGCCAGCUCCUACAGGCACUUCCCCGGCAUGCCCUGCCCCUGCUCACUCUGCCAACCUUUGCCCACCACAUUACACAGCCUGGCUAUGACCAAGUGA